Nanorana parkeri is the source of this 1624-nucleotide messenger RNA. RefSeq names its product transcription factor B2, mitochondrial (gene TFB2M). NCBI's taxonomy places the organism in Eukaryota, Metazoa, Chordata, Amphibia, Anura, Dicroglossidae. The coding region runs from base 41 to 1624 and encodes 527 amino acids. The transcript has 11 exons. Gene Ontology annotation, cellular component: mitochondrial matrix. Gene Ontology annotation, molecular function: rRNA (adenine-N6,N6-)-dimethyltransferase activity; mitochondrial transcription factor activity. The record is from RefSeq and is a predicted model, not a curated record. Gene Ontology annotation, biological process: rRNA methylation; transcription initiation at mitochondrial promoter.
GGCCUAAUUCUCCAUGUAAGAUCUCAUCAAAGCUGGCAUAAUGUCUUCGGUGUCAGGAAUCCGGGUGGGUUUGUGCCUUCUGCGAUAUGGGCCACAGUCGGGGGUGCCCAUUGUGUCUUUUUGCAGACGACUUCAUAGCGUUGCAGAUCCAAAGUCUACACAUUCAGGGAAAUUGCCUCCUUCCUCCUGUGCAAUGUCGACAGUCGCUCCUCAGAAACAGACCAAAACCUUCAGAGUGGAGUUGUCUGAACUAAGCGAAGAAAUGGAGAUAGCUAAAUCAGUCAAAUACCAUCGAAGGUUUAUUACAGACGACAACCUAGUGAAUAAGAUUUUGUAUAGCCUUGAUUCCUGUGAUCAAAGAACAACACCAGUUAUAAUAGAGUGCAACCCAGGUCCAGGAGUUCUCACUCGAGCAUUGCUAGAUGCUGGUUUUAAUGUUGCUGCUUUGGAAAAGGAUGAAGUUUUUCUUCCUGGGUUAAAGAAACUAGAGGCGAAUACAGAUGGGCAACUAAGAGUUUUCUACUCUGACCCCUUCAGACUAGAUCCUUUCUUUGAUACUGGUGUCCAUCCUCCCCCUUUGUAUUCCACUGCGUUGAUGGAAGAGUUGGGCAUCAGCGAGGUGCCCUGGGAUGCAGAAAGUCCUUUAAAAGUUUUUGGGAUUCUUCACCAUAAAAAUGAGAAGAAUAUCGUUUGGCGAUAUAUGUAUGCGGUAUAUGAGAGGAUCUCAAUCUUCAGAUACGGAAGGACUGAAUUAAAUUUGCUUAUGAGUGAAAAAAUGUACAAGUGCCUCCUUUCUAAACCUGGAGACUAUCAACAUUAUCUAGCGCUUCAAGUGCUGUUCAACAUAGCCUUUGAUAUCCAACUGCUACACAAGGAGCGUGUUUCCACAUUUGCUAUGCCCCAAAAGUGUAAAGGUCCUUCGGCAGCCAAAUCUGAGGGGUCUUCAGGUGACCAUCUGUGUUUAGUACGCUUAACUCCACGAAGAAACCUGUUUAACGAGUCUCUUUCACCUGAAAAUGCUAAGGUGUUUAUUGGCUUCAUAAGGCAGUGCCUUGGAAAGCGAAAGUCAACACUCCUAGAAAAACUGAACAUCUGGCAACCAGGUCAUGGAGAACAGACAUUACAACGCUUAGAUCUGCCCAAAGAUACAACCACCGGAAAUAUGAACCCAGAAGAAUACAAACACUUGUAUGAGAUCCUGAUGCAAUCAGAAGAUUUCAACCAGAGUUUUCUGUUUGAUGAUCUCUGUCACUUACGUCACUUGUUGCCAGAAACUGAGCAGGGCGAUCUGGCUGGCGCUCAGCUCCUGGCAACCAGUGAUGUCAGUGAGCUGGGUCAGAUGCUGGACAGAGGUGCCAAGCACUCCCCCUGCUCCUCAGAUCUCAUCAGGCGACACAUCUCCGCUGUCCAUUCUGCAACUGAUGGAACAACAGGGGAAUUCCAAUGCCGUGGUAUUAAGGCUCUGGCAGCAAUGAUAAAGAAUCUGAGCAGGGAUUUCUUCACCUUAGAGAUAGAGCCCGGAAAGACCUAUAAUAGAGCCAUUUUGGGCGUGAUGUGCGUUUCAAUGGAGGCUGAAAGGAAAUACAGGGAGUCCCCGCUGGUCGGGGUAAUCAAAGCGUGGUAA